Messenger RNA from Synchiropus splendidus (mandarinfish), 5319 nucleotides. RefSeq names its product sorting nexin 19b (gene snx19b). Bases 354 to 3287 code for a protein of 977 amino acids. The transcript is spliced from 15 exons. Gene Ontology annotation, cellular component: intracellular membrane-bounded organelle; early endosome membrane. Gene Ontology annotation, molecular function: phosphatidylinositol binding. Lineage: Eukaryota; Metazoa; Chordata; Actinopteri; Syngnathiformes; Callionymidae. The record is from RefSeq and is a predicted model, not a curated record.
AUUACAGUAUAAAUAUUUCGAAGAAGAGUGUUUGGGGAGGAAGUAAACAUCUGCUCACGAGACCUAAAAGGAAUCGAACCGACAGCCUAUCGCCGUUUUAUGACUAAUGUUUUGAUUUACGUCUUGUUUUGCUGCACACGCUUCUUGUGACAUGCAGGUGAAGAACACGCAGUUGGUGAAGACAAACAUCUGUCCUCCACAUCAGACACCACAGAUGUCCAACCGAUAAUCGAAGAUGAAGCGAUUCAAAAGUUUCCCGCUUUCCUUCGUGGCUCCAUGAAAGAUUUCACUGAUUUUGUCUUGCUGUAGCAUGUAGAGAGUGGCACGUCUCUCCCUGAGCUUCUUGAUCCAACAUGACGGACGUACUUGGCCAAAGGAGUUUGUUGGGCUUGGGUGUGUUGGUUGCAUGGCUGGUGCUGUUCCAUUUGCUUGUGAACAUCUGGUUGCUGUGUGUGUUCACAAGCCUUCUGGUUGUUCUUGGCGGCUGGCUGGGGUCACAAGCUGUUCUGGAGUCCAACAGCGUGGUUCACCUCGAAAGGUUUAUCACACUGGAGCAGAUUAAACCAUCUGAUGAUGAUGAGCUGCUGUUGGACCAAGAGAUUCACAAAACAGUCAGCAAAAUUGUGAGGGACUUUGUGUCCUCAUGGUACUCCUCUGUGUCUUCGGAGAGAAGGUUUGAAAUGGAAGUUCACGAGGCAAUGAUUUCCAUGGGUAUGGAGUUGAAGAUGCGUGCAAGAAAAGUGGAUCGAAAGGCUCUGACGCAGAGGAUCCUGCACCUGAUUGGCUCCCACUUGCAAGAUUACCUACGUGCCAAGGAACAAGUGACCAUGCUCAGAAAUCCUCCCGCGGCGAAGAGCAGUGAGGACAAGCAGAUGUGGAGGGCAUACUCCAGUAUGACCACACCUCACCCUGCCAUGGAGAGUGAGCUGGUGCACAUCAACUACACACGAGCGCUGGUGGAUAUGUUGCUGCACGUGUUGGUUCCGUCGCCUCACCUGGAAACACACACAGGACGUUUAGUUGUUGGAGAACUCAUCACUUGCAAUGUCCUGCUUCCGUUUAUGGCCAAACUCUCGGAUCCAGACUGGCUAAACCUUCUGCUGAUUGAAAUCUUUGGAGGCUCUUCUUACGAUGUAGACAAAGUGUCACCAGAUGCACCUAUUGCUUCUACACAACAAGUGCAGUCUCCUGUGCAAUUGGAGGGGCCCUUAAAUGAAGACUCAACAUCUCAGAAGACUACAGAGGCACCAUUCCCACAGGCAGAAGCUGCUCUGGCUCAAAAUGGUGACUGCGUCAAGACUGAAAGUUCUGCCUGUGACUUUGUCGAUGCUGAUGAUUUGGAAAGUCAGCAGAGCAUUGCUGAAGAAGAUCACGCACAGCCCUUUUUGAGGCAGUACAUGAGAGGAGCCAAGUCCAACCCCUUCUACCAGGAAAAUGAUUCUGAUCUGGACUCUCCAUUAGCUGACUAUAAGCGAAGCUCAAUCGACUCCUUGCUGAUGAUGGGCCAAGAAGAUGGCCUGUAUGGCAGACAAAAAGAAUAUGGAACUUCUGUUGAGAGCAACAGUGGCAAUGACUCGGAGGAUGUCUGUCCUAGUCCAGUCAAUGGCCACUGUCCUAAAGUUCUGGUGAAUUCAGUGGAUCAGUUAGACAGUAGUGUCUGUUCUCCAGUUCGGCAGGUGACGGGCCCCUCUUUUGGAAGCCUCCUCAGUGAUGAAAGAGAAGGAAGUUCUCCCUCCACAACUGCCACAAGAGAGCUUGUCCUUGGCGUAGAGAUUGGAAGACUGGGGAGCAGCAAUGAGCUGACUGUUGCCACACCACUGUCAGGCACUUCCCCAUUGGGUGCCUUCAGUUUUGAGGCCCUAAGUAGUCCUGAUGGACCAAUCAUCAUACAGAAUCUUCGAAUCACUGGGACCAUCACGGCCAAGGAACAUCGCGGCACAGGGUCGCACCCUUACACACUCUACACCAUUAAAUAUGAGACUGCCAUGGGCUGUGAGAACCCAGCGAGUGUCCAGUCCGUCUAUGAAGAGCCAGACACUUUGCAAACUGCUUUUGAGAGUUCUCCAUCUAUCCAGCCUGUGGCCUAUCACAUGGUCAACCGGCGGUAUAGCGAGUUUUUGAACCUUCAAACACGGCUGGAGGAAAGAGGAGAACUGAAGAAGCUCAUUAAAGGUGUCAAGGGUCCCAAGAAAAUAUUUCCAGAAAUGCCCUUCGGAAACAUGGACAGUGAGAAAAUUGAAGCCAGGCGAGGGAUGCUCGAGACCUAUGUUAAGCAUCUCUGUGCUGUUCCUGAAAUAGCCAACAGUGAGGAGAUGCAGGAGUUCUUAGCUCUCAAUACUGAUGCCAGAAUUGCCUUUGUGAAGAAGCCUUUCAUCGUAUCCCGCAUUGACAAGAUUGUGGUGAAUGCUAUUGUCGACACCUUGAAGACAGCGUUCCCUCGUUCAGAACCUCAGAGCCCAACAGAGGAUAGCGAAGAGAUGGAUGGCGGCAGGAUUAGCGGUGACAAAAAGAACAAGUCUCGGCUGAAAUUCUCCAGUAAGAGCAUCUCCUUGAUGAACGGUUCUGAUGUCAGACAACCAGUUUUGUUCAGUUCAGAACAAACUUGCACUAUGUUCAGCGGGAUGUCUUUGGAGAGUUUGAAAGCCUUUAUUAGUGGACAAGAAAAUCUGGCUGCUUAUCAAGAGCAGGACAGUCCAACACUUCGAGAAUUUGGAUUCUUCAUGCAAGACAAAUCAAGUGGGAAGCAGAGUCACAGUGAUGAAUCUGAAACAGCAUUGGCUGAAGUGGCCCUGAACAUCAUGUGCCUACUGAUGAAGGAGCAGUGGAGCUGGCUUUGCACUGAGAACAUCCAGAGGACCAUCCGGUUGUUGUUUGGAACCCUGAUCAACAGGUGGCUGGAUGUGAGUGUUGCGAACCUGACGUGCGCUGGCUACUGGGUGACGUACCUGCAGGUGAUCCAGGAGGCUGUGUGGCCUGGCGGGGUUCUUCCUACUUUGCCUCCAGUUGAACGAAGCCUGGAGCACAAGGAGAGAACAAAGCAGCAGGCCUUGCAUGUUCUGAUGGGACUUCUGCCAGACCUGAUCUCAGAUCUGCUUGGUUCAGAGAAGUACAAAAUCAGCUGGCAGAUUGUACUGGACUCUCUCCAGGACCCCUUCAUAAACAAGCACCUGCUUCACUGCAUAUUUGAUCUGCUGCUGGAGUCUCUGAUUCCUGAAUUACCAGAGCAGGACUUCCAGAGGAACCUGCUGCAGAGCCUUUCCAAGAACCCAGAGAAGCUCUUAGCAUGAGGAACAAGCUCCAGCGACACCCUGCUGGAUCUUGACCCCGUGCUGACUGGCAGCCUGUGGGUUUGAUAGGAGGACGGGUCGAGAGAGAGCGGAGAAGAGUGGCCGCGGUCAGACCAAAUCUCUAUCUCUAUUUAGACUCACACGCCAGCCCCUAAUGAAGUGUUGCUAUAUUGAUAUGAAGGCCUGAAACACAGUAUCCUGUUUAUACACACACGCUGACACGAUAUCACAAGCAGCUUUGACUACACAAGAGUGCCUUUAUGUUUUGGCUCACACGUGUGGCCAAACCUUCCCCAAUCUGCUGUCCCAUUUUCUCCCUGUGGUCUGCCCAUCCCUGCUCAGAGGAGAGACAGCGCACACCUGUUGUUCUCAUUCGGUCAGGCAGGAUUUGCCUUCUUUCUCCAGCUCAAUCCUUCAACACUCAGCGGGGAUUUAGCAUCACUCUUCUCUCUCUGCAGCGCCCCAAGGUGUGACUCUCACAUAAAUCUUCAUCUUCCAGCAGGUUCACACGUGUGGGCUGUUACUGACCUGCUCUGGGUCCAGUUGUGGCUCCAAAUAUGCACAUGGAGACCUAAUAAUGACACAUUUAUGGGCGGAACAGCCGUGUAUCAUCCUAGUUCUCCCAACAUAGUUAAUGUUAACUAUAAAUACAAAGAUGACAUUUUUGCAACUGAGAAUAAAAGUCAAUUCCAGAAGCAGCGUUGAGUCAUCUGCCAAAGGAAAUGAACCGUGAUAUGAAAAUAUAAAACAGAUUGCGGCCACUUUUCACAAACAAUUUAAAUAUUUUCUUUUGCCGCGCCACUUUCAUGAGUGGAAGCAUGCGUCACUGAUGCUGCAACACGUGCCGUCUUGAGAUAGUUCUGCUGUUUUCCUUGUCGAAACUCGCCGCUCAUGGCUCUCACCUGAAAACAUGCCACGUGCCGGCAGAUGCACUUUUGAAAUGUAACCGCACCUUGGUUGAUCUUCUUUGUGGUUAGGAGCUUUUUCCUGAUAGAGAUGAAGUUACUUGAGUCUCACAACGCUGAUGAUCUCAUUCCACGUGUUUGCUUCUCUGUCAUUCCUAACACCUUUGUUUUUCACUGGACUGUUACUGCUGUUUAACUCUUCAUUAUGCCAGCAACCCAGGUGUUAUCUUUGUACUGAGUCAUUCCCUCAGCUGAAGCAAGGACCAAUCUAUCCAAUCCAAUCGCUCGUCUUAGAUGAUGAAAUCUGGAGCUGCGGGCACUUUAACUUUCUCCUGUCUGACUGAAUUCACUUAUUUUACUUUCAAAACAAACAUCUACAUCGUAUCACAAGCUAUAAUGAUUCAGUCUGAAGUUACUGUCGUGACCUUUAUCAUUCCCUGGAACACAUUUCUCCUGAUGUCAUUAAGUUAUUAUUGCUGUGACUCCGUGUGUGAAGUAUCGAUGUUACACUGCACUAUGAUGCUGACAAAUGUAGGUGUCACUGAAGUUACAUAUUAACUCUAUAAAGUCACUUAAUGAAGCAGGAUUCUGCACUUUGAAAGAAAGCAAACUGCCUUUUACUUAUACAAGCCUUUGUGGUAGGAAUAGUCUUGUGGCUUCUGUCUGUGUUGAACUAUGGUUUUGUAAAUGUGCUGAAGAGAAAGGACUAAGGUGAGGAGAAUCAUUGGUGUUCCCUUGCAUUCGGCCUUACAGGAAGGAAGUGUUUGUGUUGUUUUCUACUGUGUUGAAACUGUUACUUGUCUUGUGAAAUAAAGCACUCAUACAUAAAUUGUUCAGUGUUCAGACGCAGCUGUUGCUAUUGGUGUGUUAGUGAAUAAUGUUUUAUGUUAGUUUAGCUGAUGAUCGAUACGAGAUCAUUUGCAAUAUUAGUUCAAAAUGAAACGUUCAAAAAAGUGUUGGUCACUGAGGUGGAUUUGGGUGCCGUCCUCUCACUGGCCUGUCAUCUUUCUCUAGGGUCAAACCUUUUCAGCUGAACGGAGAAAUACAUUUCUUUGUGCCAUUAGCUGGGUGCUAUUUAACUUGGAAGACUAGUGAAGAUUAAAAAAUGUACAUCCUGCUAAUGGCUU